Messenger RNA from Anopheles maculipalpis, 3261 nucleotides. It is a transcript of the gene Reps, whose product is annotated as ralBP1-associated Eps domain-containing protein 1. The record is from RefSeq and is a predicted model, not a curated record. Gene Ontology annotation, cellular component: plasma membrane; cytoplasm. Gene Ontology annotation, molecular function: calcium ion binding; protein binding. The transcript has 6 exons. NCBI's taxonomy places the organism in Eukaryota, Metazoa, Arthropoda, Insecta, Diptera, Culicidae. Gene Ontology annotation, biological process: endosomal transport; endocytosis. The coding region runs from base 1 to 3261 and encodes 1086 amino acids.
AUGGACGAGCUGAGCGAAGCGGAACUACGGUACUACAAUGAUCUGUUCAAAAUCUGCAGCGAAACGGACGGUGCCGGGAAAAUUCCGGCCCUUAAAGCCACCUCACUGUUUCGCUCGGCCAAUCUGUCCAACGAAACCAUCAACAAGAUUACGGCAUUGGCUGGAAUUCCCCAAACGGCGCUGCAUCUUUCCCGGCAACAGUUUUACGGCUGUCUCAAACUAAUCGCCGCGUUCCAGGCUGCUGUACCACUGCGGGAAGAAAUCCUCACCACCUCGGUCAAUCUGCCACUGCCCCAGUUCAGUUGGAUCGAUCCAGUGACAGGACCGGCUGGUGCAUCGGACUCGUCUACCAUCACCUCAAGUGUUUCAUCUUCCGUUGCAGCAGGUGGCGGAAGUCAGGCUGGAACUUUGGAGAGGAAUGGUUACACCGAGGUAAACAAUCGUUCCACGCUAAAGUCAGGGGGUGCUGGAGGAGGAGGUAGUGGUGGUGGAGGUGCGGGAGGCAGCACUACACAGGACAGCAGUGCAUCAACCGGUGGAGAGAUGACCAACUCCGAUCAGCCCAGUACCGAUUCCGAGGUGGAACAUAACGAUGAUCCGGUUAAUAUGAUCCGCGGUGAGCGUGAGCGGCAUACGGUUGGUAUGCUGAAGGGUGGAGGAAUUGUGAUGAUCGGCAACAGCCAUCCGAUGGUGGGUGGAGGAGGUGGUGGAGGCCAUGGUGGAGGACAUGGUGGCGGUGGAUCACCGGAAGCGUGGAGUACGGCAAGCGAUAGUCCAACGCCGACGAACAGUGUGGCAGAACGUCCGUGGGCCAACCAGACCCUGUGGCAGGGCUUGGUGUGUGAAGAGCAACGUCAGCUACUGGGCACGGAGGAGGAAUCGUCCGAUCGGCACAGUAGCGAUGAGGACGAACAGGAGAUUGAUCUCGAGUAUUUCUAUCAGAUUUCGCAAACGCAGAAAGAUUAUUAUCUGAAACAGUUCCGCUCUAUUCAGCCGGAUGUUCACGGACUGGUAACUGGACCGGUGGCAAGAGUAUUUUUCGAAAAAUCGCGUAUUCCGAUCGAUGAACUGCGGCACAUCUGGCAGAUGUGCGAUGUGACGAGGGAUGGCGCACUAAACUUGGCCGAGUUUACCGCUGCCAUGCAUCUGGUGGUGUUGCGUCGCAACAACAUACCCGUACCGGCCACACUACCCCCUUGCCUGAUGCCCACACUAUUGCAACAUUCGCUGUUGCAACCGGGCGGUGGCUCUGGGGGAACUUCCGGUCCCACUGGAAGUGUUACGAGCGCUGCUUCAGGCGAGCUCUCUUCUACAGUAGGCAGCACAUCCGCUAAUACAUCAGUACCGAAUGAAAGAACCGAACCGGCCGAAGCUGAUCUACUACAUCUCGAAAGUGAUGACAACGUAGAGAGCACCAACCGGAAGCGAUUUGAUGCACACAAAGACUAUCAGCGUAUGGUGCCGGUACCGGACUCGUUAGCCUUCGCAAAGGUUACAUCAACCGGGGGAAAUGCCGUCAAUACCGGUGUAGUGCACGACAGCAGUCCACCUUCCGUGUCCUCGGCGACCGGUAUAGGUAGCAGCACUGGUUCUGCGUCCGUCGCGAAUGCAACGAAGGGUAGUAGCAGCGGCAGCAACAGCAGCAGUACAGCUAUCUCCACGACUGGCGGUCGAAAAACGCCACCAAAUGUUUCUCCACCGGUGCUAGCGCAACAGCACGUGGUCGGAUCGGCGCAGAAGGUGAAACAACCUGCCGAACAUCCGGUAACGCCACCGAACACUAAACCAACCAAUAAGGAGUGGAACUCAACCACGAAAGAAUGGACCAAAUUCAUGGAAUCUCCUACAUCCAACGUUUCUAGUCCGGGUCCAAAACCGGUAAACUUUGAUCUGCAGCGAACGACGCAGGCGAUCGUGUCCAAUCCGCACAUCGUUCAUCCGGUUCCGUUGCGUGUGACACCCGUUGGUGCCGAAGCAGUCGAUAAUGGAAGUCUAGUCUAUGGUAGCGACCUACCCGUCGGAACCGGUGGCCUGAUGGUGGUACAAUCACGGGACGAUUCCAGCCCAAAGCAGCAGCAAUCAACAUCCCAACAGCAGCCACAAUCACAGCCGCCCCAUCAUCACAGCACACCCCGGGACUCGCUCACAAACAGCGGCGAUCUACGUGCCAUCCAAAGACCGCAACCGAAGAAACCCCCGUCGAAAGGUGUCGGUGCAAUACCGCCCCCACCGCAGCGAGAUUCCACGGCCCAUCCAGCACCACAUUCGGGCAACGAUUCGAUGACAAUAUCGCUCGAUGCGUCCGGUUUCGCGGUGAGCAGUACCGGCAGUUCCACCACAGCCGAACGUUUACCCUCGCUGGCGAAAAAACAAUCGGUCGAUCAGCAGCAACCUGCACCGCCCCCCUUACCCCCACCAAGACCUUCCGCACAUCGACACACGCGCAGCAGUAGUUUGGACCUGAACAAGCUGAAGCUUACGACGAACAAUGCGUCCGUGGCGCCGAUUAGCGAUCCGCUCAAGAUGCCACCACCGCCGGAAGUGCCACCGAGGGUAACACCAACGGGUGAGGCACCUAGUGGUCGGCAGGCACACGGAUUUGCGGAUUUUACACACUUCCCGAGCGGCGCCAGUGGAGCUCAUCGUAUCGGGUCAAUGGGUGACUCGAGCAACAUCACAACGAUUCAUCUUGAUGCGGCCGGCAACAUGACACAUCAUUCCACACCGCGCGGAUCCGGCACGCUACCAAAAUCGCUCGUUAUGCAUCAGCCACGGAACAGCGCGUUCGAGGUGUACCGGAAACCGCACACCGAUGGACGGCUGGCGACACGUGGCUCUCAGUCACCCCCACACCAUCAGCAACAACCGCCCCUGGUAACGUCCCGUAGCGUAGAAUCGUCCGGUGUUGUGUCGGGCGAUUACGAUAAGCGUAUCUCGGCACUAAGUGACAGCCUAAGACAGGUUCGGUUCAAAGCGAACGAUCCGCCACCGGUAAUGCCGGAUGUUUUGAAACAGCUGAAGGAGCAGAAUUUGCUGUUGCUUCGAAUAUGCAACGAUCUGAGUGAAGAGUUGUUGCACAUUCAGCAAAAGCGAGAGGAUAUUCGAAUUAAGAUCGAGUUGCAGGAACAAAUUCUUGGUGGAGGAGGAAGUUCCGGUUCGGGCAUGUUGUCGACCGGACCAUCCUCACUGCCAGCCGUUUCUUCUUCAUCUUCUGCUUCCCACACCCAUCCACACCAUUCGCAUCAUCACGCGAACCUAUGA